Messenger RNA from Electrophorus electricus (electric eel), 2115 nucleotides. Its product is annotated as disintegrin and metalloproteinase domain-containing protein 10. Gene Ontology annotation, cellular component: plasma membrane. Gene Ontology annotation, biological process: Notch signaling pathway; membrane protein ectodomain proteolysis. The record is from RefSeq and is a predicted model, not a curated record. Gene Ontology annotation, molecular function: metalloendopeptidase activity. NCBI's taxonomy places the organism in Eukaryota, Metazoa, Chordata, Actinopteri, Gymnotiformes, Gymnotidae.
AUGCAUUCCUUUGCGUAGCAUUCACAGGUAAGCCGCCUGAGACAAGAAGAGAUGGGAGGCAAAGCUCUGAGCACUCUGAUCUGUCUGCUCAUCGUUUAUCUGGUGUUAAAGGGAUACUAUACAGAGGAUUUGAAGGCCAUCCGACAGUUCAUAAAGCACCACGAGACCCUCUCUUAUCACAGAAACACAGUUCUACGGCAGCACGAGCGAGUGAGGCGGCACACUGAGCCCCAGACGCAAGUUGUGCAGUUGGACUUUGAAGCUUUUCAGAGGGUUUUCCGUUUACGACUCAAGCAAGACUUCGGUGCAUUUGCAGAGGAUUUGAAGGUCUUCUUCGGCAAUGAAUCUUGGACAGGCGAUCUCUCUCACAUAUAUUCUGGUGUGCUGGAAGAUGAGAAUGGGUCCUCAUGUCAGGGUGCCAUCCUUGACGGCCUGUUUGAAGGCUUCAUCAAAACCUCCAACGGCACUUUCUAUGUGGAGGCAUCGCAAACUUACGGCACUGGGCACUUGGAUCACCACUCCAUAGUCUACCAUGAAGAUGAUGUUGAUGGCACUCUCUUGGGAGGCGGCCAUGCUGGUUUCUGUGGUACAGAUGCACUACAGAGCCUCAUCCAAGGACUCAAACAGGGAGGGCCGGCAUCCAGGUCAAAGCGGACAGUUGACCAGUCCAAAACCAGCUGUCUUCUGCAUUUGCAUGUAGACCAUUUGUUCUAUGGGAGGUUUGGCAGCGUUGAGGCUGUCGUUGCCCAGGUUGCCUCUUACAUGAAAGCAAUAAAUAACAUUUAUCACAAGGCUGACUUUGAUGGAAUUGACUUGAUCAACUUCAAGGUGAAAUCAAUGAGUAUUGUCUUGGAGGAAGAUCCGGGUGACCCACUGCAGGAAACUUACAUUGGUCCGGAGAAGCUGCUGAGUCUCUUUUCAGAGAUGAACUGGGGCAAUUACUGCCUCUCUUACCUGCUGACCAACCGAGACUUCAGUGGGGUCCUCGGGCUGGCCUGGGAAGGAAAAGCAGAUGACUGGGGAGGGAUCUGUUCCAAACACAUACAACUGAAGGAUGGCCGUACCUCCAGCAUGAACACUGGUCUGGUCACCCUGAAGAACUUCGGACGCUACCUGCCACCCAAAUUCGUCCAGCUGACCUUGGCUCAUGAGCUCGGCCACAGCCUGGGUGCUCCUCAUGAUGAGGGCCUGGACUGUGGGAGCCUGGAGAUCACUGGAGGGAAAGGACGAUUCCUAAUGUUCCCACAAGCCACUGAUGUGGUCCAGGAGAACAGCGACAUGUUCUCUCCCUGCAGCCUCCGGCAUAUGGGCCAUCUGCUGAAGAUCAAGAAGGACAAAUGCUUCGUGGUCAGUGAUCAGCCCAUCUGUGGAAACCGGAUUUUGGAGAAGGGGGAGGAGUGUGAUGUGGGCCACAAUGAAAGCGAUCCGUGCUGUUACAGUUCUAAGGCACCGAUAGGCACUCAGUGUCAUCUCAAGCCCAGCAAGCAGUGCAGUCCCAGCCAGGGACUUUGCUGCAGUUCCACUUGCAUCUUUAAGAACUCUGGACUCACCUGUGAGGAGGAUUCCGAAUGCCGCAUGAAGAGUGUAUGCACAGGGUUGUCUGCUGUCUGUCCAAAGCCUGCUGCAAAGCCAAACAUGACAGUCUGCAGUCUGGGAACACGUGUCUGUCAUAAUGGGGAUUGUGCUCGGUCCCUCUGUGUGACAUAUGGCCUGGAACAGUGCGACUGCCCAGGAGAGAACAGGAAGGAAAAGUGCCACAUGUGCUGCCAGCAUACAGGCAACCCCAACACCUGUGCAAGCACCACUUCCUCCGUUCUGUCCACGUACUUUAAGGGAAAGCGGGUGGCACUGGUACCUGGAAGCCCCUGCUCUAAAAACCAGGGCUACUGUGACCACUUCCAAACCUGCCGACUGCUGGAUGCCGACGGCCCCAUAGCGAGGCUGAAAAACUCCUUCCUACACCUGAAUGAGUUCAUUGACCUGGCAGACUGGAUGAAGGCAAACUGGUGGCUGCUACUGCUGGCUAUUCUCGCAGUCUCAGGAGUAAUGGCUGCCACUGUAUGCCUGUUUGGACACACACUGGAGAGUGAUGGUACAAAAGCACCAUCAGGUUAA